Messenger RNA from Phyllopteryx taeniolatus (common seadragon), 3100 nucleotides. It is a transcript of the gene igsf21a, whose product is annotated as immunoglobin superfamily, member 21a. Bases 400 to 1821 code for a protein of 473 amino acids. The record is from RefSeq and is a predicted model, not a curated record. The transcript is spliced from 10 exons. Lineage: Eukaryota; Metazoa; Chordata; Actinopteri; Syngnathiformes; Syngnathidae. Gene Ontology annotation, biological process: homophilic cell-cell adhesion; heterophilic cell-cell adhesion. Gene Ontology annotation, cellular component: adherens junction.
CGGCUCCUCCAUCCGAACCUCUCCGUGUGUUGUCUCACUGCUGCGCGGCUCGGCUCGCCUCAGCCGUCUUUUGUUUGACGCUUGCUCGCGGUGGACCACAACCAGCCUCAACAGCCUUCUUCUUUUUUUUUUUUUUUUUUUAAGCCCCCUUUUUCCAUCUUUUUUGACCCCUCCUCUCCAUCCCUCGUGCACGCUCGCAUCCGCGCGCAACUCGUGCGCCCGUCCUCGCAUCCGCCCGCCCGCACUCGGUUUGCACUCGCAAUCACGAUGACCACUAGUUCGGGGGCACCUGGCAGCCGCGUACCUCUGGAACGGUGGGCACCGCACAGCCGCGUCGUCCCGGGGAGCAUGUAAACGCCAGACGAGUUUGGGAUUUUAACGCGAAAAAGGGGGGCAACGAUGAGCAUCUUCUCGCUGUGCUUGCUCCUGUGCGCGGUUCUGCUGGAUUUAGCUGCGGGAUAUCUGACUGUCACCAUCGAGCCGCUGCCUCCCGUGGUCGUGGGCGAGACCGUGACUCUCAAGUGUAACUUCAAGACAGAUGGGAGACUCCGGGAAAUCGUUUGGUAUCGGGUCACAGACGGCGGCACCAUCAAACAGAAAAUCUUCACCUACGACGCCAUGUUUAAUACCAACUACUCUCACAUGGAGGACUACCGCAAGCGCGAGGACCUCGUGUACCAGACAACUGUCCGGCUCCCAGAGGUUCGGAUCUCGGACAAUGGACCGUACGAAUGCCACGUGGGCAUCUACGACCGGGCAACCAGGGAGAAGGUCGUGCUGGCGUCAGGGAAUGUUUUCCUCACCGUCAUGUCCCCUCCGAACAACAUCUCAGUGGUGGCCGAGAACACGCCGGCGCCGUUCAGUCGAUACCAAGCCCAGAACUUCACGCUGAUCUGCACCGCCAAGGGUGGAAAGCCCGCGCCGUCGGUGUACUUCAAGCGGGACGGCGAGCUGAUCGAGGUGAUCUCCUACACUCAGCCGUCAGCCGGCGAUCAGGGCGGCGGCUCGGCGUGGUUCCGAGGAGCCAGGCCGCUCAUCAGCCGCGACCUGGACGAGACCAAGCUGCAGCGCUCCCUCUCCCUGCUGGACCCCGAGAGCCGCUCGGCGCAUUUGUACACGGAACGGCCUCAGCGUGUCCGCACUCAGGGCCUGCGGGCCUCCGAGCCCAGCCCCGCCACCGAGGUCAUCCCCGAAACGGUGGUGAGCCGAGAGUUCCCCCGCUGGGUCCACAGCACGGACCCCCUGUACUACUUCAGCCACACGCACAUCCCGCAAAGCGACGGCUCGGUGGUGGUGCAGGCUCGCCUCACGUGGACCCUCAACCCACAGCUGGAUAACGACGCCCUGUUCAGCUGCGAGGUCAAACACCCGGCGCUCUCCAUGCCCAUGCAGACAGAGGUCACAUUGGCUGCCCCGAAGGGCCCGAAGCUCUAUAUGACCCCCAGCAGGGCCAAAGUCGGAGACACAGUGCGCAUCACUGUGCAAGGAUUCCAGGUAGGACCUCACGGGAACGAGGUGUUCCCGGAGCCCCUCUUCACCUGGACCCGCGUGGGGAGCCGCCUGCUGGACGGCAGCACCGAGCGAGAUGGCAAGGAGCUGAUUCUGGAGCGGGUGCCGGCAGAGCUCAACGGCUCCAUGUACCGCUGCACGGCCCAGAAUCCCCUGGGCUCCACGGACACGCACACCCGCCUCAUCGUCUUCGAAAAUCCAAGCAUGAUGAAAAACACGCAGAGCCAGAACAGCGGAGCCUCACACAUGAACGCCGCGGGCGGCCUGACGUGGAUGGCCCUUGUCCUCACAGUGACCGUGGAACUGACGUGAAAACUCGUACCCUCGCUCUCACAUACUUGCCCUUUGCAUACAACAAACACACACACACACACACAACCAUUUAAAAAGAAAAAAAAAGAGAACAAAUCAUCAGCGUACUUUCCACAACCUUGCGAGUGUUCUCCGGCCCUCAACAGAACGUCUGUCGAAGGCCACCGUGCUGCCACCCAAUGGCGCUCCCCCCAUUUUUUGUAACGAAAAUAAUCACCACGAUAACGCUAUCUAAAGAACAACAAGAUGAACAGGACAAUCUCCUCCCAUAUGUCCCUCCCAAGUUACCCCCCCCCCCCUUUUUUUUUUUUUUUUUUUUUUGUCCCACGUCUGCCUGUUGUGACCAAUAAAAUUAGUUCAAAGUGGAAAGAUGGCCUUCAGAUUUUUUGUUUUGUUUUUGUUGGGUGGGGGGGGUCAAGGUGUCAUUGCAUUUUUCACGCAAAUGUGAAAAGUGGUUCAAACUGGGCCAAACAACAACACAACACGACACACAUCUACGCCACGUCCCGGAACACACCGGAUCAUCACCACAAGCGGGCAGAGGAGGGACGGAUGGCGUGGGCAGGGGCAACGCAGACGGUCCUACAGAACAAUCUAUAUACUAUACAAGUAUCUUUUUUUCUUUGAUUUUGUUUUUUUGUUGUUUUUUUUUGGUUCCUCUUUUUGAGGGCUCAGAAUGUACAAAAAGACUUGAAAUGCAUUGGCAAGCUUGGCAAAAGAAAAUGCUUUUUUGAGUGUAUUUUGUGUACAUCCGUGUAAAUAAUGCAGAUAAUUAAAAGAGGUUUUAUGGGGUUGUGGUGGGGGACGGUCGUCGAGUUGUUUGUACUUCAUCCAUCAGAUCUAAACAUUGGCUGAUAGAACAAAAGCAGCUUUUAUCUGUAUCCCAUUUAUUUUUUUUUAUUUAUUUUUUUUCCCCCGAAAUAUCUAUAUAUCAGUAUGACUGGAAGUGGUCUCAGAAAUGUCUGAUGUUUUCAGGAUUGUGAUUUGGAUUUAUUUCUUUUGUUCAGCACUGCUGCAGCAGUUUGUUGCAGUUACGUUUCCUUGUGUCAUGCUAUCUUAAGUGACCUACAUUGUAUGUGUGUGUGUAUAUACGUAACUCUUUCUCUUUCUCUCUCUCUCUCUCUCUUUCUCUCUUUCUGUCUCGCACGCAGACAUUUGCCGAGAUUAGUCGCAUCACGCUAGCCGCCAUUUUUCCCCCCCACGCCGGACUGAUAAAAACAGGGUUGUUUGCAUCUGUUUCAUUUCACCUGUAUUAAAAGUGGAGAGAUGAACACACUGA